AUGGACUUCCAAUUCUCAUCGUUCGACUCUAGACGAUGGGCCUAUAUAAGAGGUCGAUCAAUACUACACUCUAUUGUACAGACGAGAGAGCUGGGCGACUAUGGCAUCGAUGCCGUUCAGGUAGUGAGUGGACAUAUAGCCAUACGUUAUCAACAGUCUCGUACAUUGGCCGUGUUUGAUGCCACUGUGGCCUCUCAUCAGAUCAAAGAGACACAGUCACAGAGCACUGAGCAAAAGAUGCUUGCAAAGGCACUGCUGCCACCACCCUCUGUCAACCAGCAUUCGGCCACCCUGCCCCUGCUGGCCUGCUCGUUCUCCUCACCAAUCGUUCGAUUCUACUUCGACAGAUCGACACCGAGCUCCAUUGCCAACAAGGUGGCCCCUCGACAGGUCCCUGCAUCGGGCAAGAAGCCAGCAAACAGCAACCCGCUCAGACUGUACGCGUUCGAAGCCGAUGGACUACUACACGCAUGGGAGUGGAUAGAUUCCGAGUACCGAUGGGCAUACAAUCUCAAGGUGUUCCUUCCAUCGAUAUCAACUAGCGAGCCAAGCGCAAUGCCACAUAUGGUGCCUACGACAUUGAUUCAUGGUGCAGUGUAUGGCCAGCAGAUAGUGUGGAUGUCCAACAAUGCGCUCCACAUGCGUACCUUUACAUUUGACACCAAUGCACCCUCACGUGACCCAGUUCUCAAGCAGUUCCCCAGUCAGCCUCGUGGCUGUGAGGAGGUGCUUCCUGGCAAUCUGACGAUCUCUCGAACCGAGACCUUUGACAUCCGUAGAGAGUGGCUGGACUUUAUCAAUCAUCCAUCCACACGCAUCAUAUCGACAAAGAUGGGCACAUGGUUCGUCACCAAAUCAUUCAUACUCUUGUUCUCCAGUAGGAGUAAAGUAUGGUUCGUCACCUAUUAUAAGGGCAAGGAGCCACAGACGACAACCGGUCAACCUACAAGGAGGUCACAGCAACAACAACAACAACAGCAACAACAAUGUGAUAUACAUGCGCCAUUGGACGACACUACAACAUCGAAUCAGACAGAAUCAUCAUCAUCGACAGAGGACGAGAGUCUUGUCGACUCAAAGAAUUGCAUCGUUGAAGUGUUGGACGUCUGCUCCCAUCCAAUAAGUCAAGAGCUCAUGGUUCUAGAUUCAAAUGGACGUGUUUACUCUUGUGACUUGGGCGAGCGCGAGACGCUCAAGUUGAACUUGGUGGCAGUGCUUCAUCCAUGGGAGUACGAUUCAGAGCACAAUGUACGCAUCGUAAUGCAUCAAAGUGCACUGGUCAUACUCAAUCGAUCAAAGGCCUACUUCUUUGACCUCAAGUGUGGUCAACUUCUGUCCACUCUUUCCACACCCAUCAACACGUCCAACAUCACCGUUGGUGGAGUAUGGGAGCAGAGUCCCAUAGGAAUUGUCUGGGGAUCAGGUCUCUGGGCACGUGGCGAGGGACUCUGGGAGAUCAGAGCCGUGGGCGCACCAACACAUCUCAUCGAGAGCCAACUUGUCAAUCACAAUGCCGGUGUGAACAACACCAAUAGCUUUGUAGGCAACACGGUCCAGGCAAAGAAUCAAACAAUUGGCUGUGCACCUGCUGCAUGUCGUCAGUGGGACAUGAAGAGAUUGGAGGCCAAGUACCUACUAGAGAUGGCACUCAACGAGCAGGAUGAAGACGCCAAGAUCCAGAUAUGUCGUGCCCUUCUGCCCAAGCUUGAGAACCCUUCUCUUGUAAUCGCGUUGCUCUCCUCGAUGCAGUCAGAGAGCAGCUCCAAAUUCCUUUUCGAUGAACUCAACAAGUUCCUCGAGUUGUACAACUACCACCCGACACCCGGUGCCCUUGAAGACGACGAUGCGGAGCAGGCAAAAGCACGUGGCUGCUUCCAUUAUCAUACACCACUCAAUCAGAUUAUGGUGCCACUGCUGAACGAGUAUCACGACCUACAGCGAUCAAUCAAGGAGACGCCUCAACAUCACGUGCCAGCACUGGUUGGCGAUGACAUUGCAUCACUGGUCGACAUCAACAAGGACCGACUGCUAGAGCUGGGCAAUGAGACCAUCGAGUACUUCAAGCGCAAGAAUGCACCACUACUCUUGGAGCGAUUCGAACAAUUGCUCAAUCUCAACGCCAUUGACUUUGACAAGUACACUGACAUCUAUGGUGAGAUGGUACCAUUCCCUCCAAUCAGCGAUGUUCUUCUUCAACAGGAGGAUAUACUCAAGCGCAAGACCAACAUGAAGAGUGUAACUGGAGCUGCAUUCGAUCGCAAUGCCCUCACAUCACCCCUGAUGGCUGGUGCCGUCGAGGACCAACCAUCGACGUCCAACAACAAUGCAGGCACAGGUGGCAACGUCCUCUAUCCAGUGUAUCCAUUGUUUGAAACGUUGUGCCAACUGUACUAUAGUGUCAAACCUCAGAGAUUGGUACCAUUUGUUCGAAUAAUAUUCAAUGCUGCCACGCUCAAGACGUUGGAUGUCCAGUCCAAGGCCAGCUUCACAGCCUCGGCCUCUGUGCCAGCCACUGAGGUCAACAAGUUCAUUCCACAGAAUGAUCACUUCACACGCGCUCUCCUGGCGCUGCCCACUGGUUUGCCCUCUGACGAGCCACGCAUCGAGGCCAAGUUCAAGCUGCUCUGUGCCGUUGGUCACAAGCCCAAUGCAUUGCGAUUCCUACUUGACACAAACCAAUGGGACCGAGCCAUUCAGAUUGUCAGACAAGCUUCAUACAGUGAUCGUGAACACUUUGUAUUGUUUGAGAUUCUGAUCACACAUUGCAUCGAGAAGAAGGACAGUGCAAAGCUUAAACAAUGUUGGCACGUGAUUCCAAAGAAUUACUCUGUAUUUAAUCUGUUCUCAAUACUCAAGUCUCACCAACAGCAACAACAACAGCAGCAGCAACAACAACAACAUCAACAUGAGCUAUCAUCAUCACUUGGCAGUAUAUUGGGUGGCAGUGGCAAUAGUGGAAGUAGGUCAAGUACACCUACGAUCAAUCAUCAGCAUCACACCAAGAUAGUAUCGACCAGACCCAACGAGGAGUUAACCAUCGAUAUGUUUAGAGGUCAACUAUUGAAACUAUUGAACUAA
Acytostelium subglobosum LB1 is the source of this 3078-nucleotide messenger RNA. RefSeq lists its product as hypothetical. Gene Ontology annotation, biological process: protein localization to membrane; lysosome localization; melanocyte differentiation. NCBI's taxonomy places the organism in Eukaryota, Evosea, Eumycetozoa, Acytosteliales, Acytosteliaceae. The record is from RefSeq and is a predicted model, not a curated record. Bases 1 to 3078 code for a protein of 1025 amino acids. Gene Ontology annotation, cellular component: lysosomal membrane; BLOC-2 complex. The transcript is spliced from 2 exons.